AUGUAUCGUUUUGCUAAAACAAUUUCACGAACAACAGCACCACUUGUUCAACAUGUCGUACGUCGUUCAUUAGCUAAAGAAAUUAAAUUUGGCUCGGAUGCUCGAGUACUUAUGUUACAAGGUGUUGACAUUCUUGCCGAUGCCGUCGCUGUUACUAUGGGUCCUAAGGGACGAAAUGUUAUUCUUGAGCAAAGUUGGGGUGCACCAAAAAUAACUAAAGAUGGUGUUACAGUUGCCAAAGGUAUUGAAUUAAAAGAUAAAUUUCAAAAUAUUGGUGCUAAACUUGUCCAAGAUGUUGCAAACAAUACGAAUGAAGAAGCCGGUGAUGGUACAACUGCUGCAACAGUUCUUGCUCGAGCUAUCGCUAAAGAAGGUUUCGAUAAAAUUUCACGUGGUGCUAAUCCAAUUGAAGUUCGUCGUGGUAUUAUGCUUGCUGUAACAGCAGUUAUUAAUGAACUUAAACGAAUGUCAAAAACUGUAACAACACCUGAAGAAAUCGCACAAGUUGCAACUAUAUCAGCUAAUGGUGAUGUAUCUAUUGGUGAUAUUAUUUCGAAUGCAAUGAAAAAAGUUGGCAAAAAUGGUGUUAUUACUGUUAAAGAUGGUAAAACAUUAAUAGAUGAACUUGAAGUAAUUGAAGGAAUGAAAUUUGAUCGUGGUUAUAUUUCACCUUACUUUAUAAAUUCAACCAAAGGUGCUAAAUGUGAAUUUCAAGAUGCUUUUCUUUUAAUAAGCGAAAAAAAAAUCUCAUCCGUUCAAGAACUUAUUCCAGCUUUGGAAUUAGCUAAUAGUCAACGUAAACCAUUACUUAUUAUUGCUGAAGAUAUUGAUGGUGAAGCACUUACUACUCUUGUUCUUAAUAGACUUAAAGUUGGCCUUCAAAUCUGUGCCAUUAAAGCACCCGGUUUUGGUGAUAAUCGUAAAAAUAUUUUACGUGAUGUUGCUAUUGCUUGUGGUGGCACUGUAUUUGGUGAUGACGCUAAUUUAAAUAAAAUGCAUGAAAUCACAUUAAAAGAUUUUGGCCGUGUUGGUGAAGUUAUUGUUACAAAAGAUGAUACAUUGUUAAUGCGUGGUAAAGGUGAAUCAGCAGCUAUAGAACAACGUGUUAAUGCAAUUACCGAAGAAAUCUCUGAAACUAAUUCUGAAUAUGAAAAAGAAAAAUUACAAGAACGUUUAGCAAAAUUAUCAAAUGGUAUUGCUGUAUUAAAAGUUGGCGGUGGUAGUGAAGUUGAAGUUAAUGAAAAGAAAGAUCGUAUUACUGAUGCUUUAAAUGCCACACGUGCUGCUGUUGAAGAAGGUAUUGUACCCGGUGGAGGUGUUGCUCUUUUAAGAUGUCUUAAAGUAUUGGAAAAUCAUGCCGGUGCUACAAAUGAAGAUCAAAAAAUUGGUAUUGAAAUAGUACGAAGAGCUCUUCGUAUGCCAUGUUCAACCAUUGCUAAGAAUGCUGGAAAAGAUGGUAGUGUUAUUGUAGAAAAAAUUCUUAUGUCACCCUUCGAAAUUGGUUAUGAUGCUCAACGAGAUGAAUUUGUUGAUAUGGUUAAAGCUGGUAUCAUUGAUCCAACUAAAGUUGUUCGAUCUGCAUUACAAGAUGCCAGUGGUGUUGCUUCAUUAUUAACAACAGCAGAAUGUGUUGUUGUUGAAGCAGCUAAACCUGAAAGCGCUGCACCAGCUAUGGGAGGCAUGGGUGGCGGCAUGGGUGGAAUGGGAGGAAUGGGUGGAAUGGGUUUUUAG
Messenger RNA from Adineta steineri, 1731 nucleotides. NCBI's taxonomy places the organism in Eukaryota, Metazoa, Rotifera, Eurotatoria, Adinetida, Adinetidae. The record is from the annotation of a GenBank genome assembly.